CACCCCGUCUUCGUUAUCAACUCCAGCCAUGGCCACCACUGCUUCUGCCACCCUCCUUUCUCUCUCUCUCCUCCUCACCCUCUCCACCGCCACUGUCGCACAUCCCGAUCUCGUUCUAACAGUAGUCAACAACUGUCCCUUCACAAUCUGGCCAGCCAUCCAACCCAACUCCGGCCUCCCCGUCCUCGAGAAAGGUGGUUUCGCCCUUGAAACAUUAAACCACCGCUCCUUCCCAGUCCCCGAACAACCUUGGUCCGGCCGUCUCUGGGGCCGCACCGGCUGCACACACUCCAACGGCCGCUUCAGCUGCAUCACCGGUGACUGCGCUGGGAAACUCGAAUGCGCAGGCCACGGUGGCGCAACUCCCGCCACCUUAGCCCAGUUCUCUCUCCACCACGGCCAAGCUGACUUCUCCUCCUACGGCGUCAGCCUCGUCGACGGUUUCAACCUCCCCAUGACGGUGACACCCCACGAAGGCAAGGGCAAGUGUCCGGUCGUCGGAUGUAAGCCUGACUUGCUAGCGACUUGUCCGGCGAGUUUGCAGUUCCGGUACCCGGCGGGUCAUGGGAAGGUGGUGGGUUGUAAGAGUGGGUGCGAGGCUAUGGGUACAGACGAGCUGUGUUGUAGAAACCAUUACAAUAGUCCACAGACGUGUAGAGCUUCAAGCUACUCUGAGUUCUUCAAGCAUGCUUGUCCGGCUACAUUUACGUACGCCCAUGACAGCCCUUCUCUCAUGCAUGAGUGCUCGUCGCCACAUGAGCUCAAGGUCAUUUUCUGUCACUAGUGGCCAAGAGUAGACAACCAUGAAAAUGCCUGAUGUGCUGGCUAGCUUCUCUUGUCGUGUAGGUUAAAGUUUACUAUGGAAAUGAAAACGUUGGUUUGCGCGGUUGUUUGGUGUUCUUACUAGGUGUGACGUGUAAGUGGUUUUGGAUUUAAAAUUUAAUGAAGUGUGUUGUUGUGCUGCUAGAUUUUAGUUUUUGUGUAAGUCCAAUGUUUUCUAAUGGGGCAAUAAUCUUUUAUUGAGUGACUUAAUGAUAUGGUUAGGACCUUAAUGAUCGUGUUAUAAUGUUAUAAAAUUUGUGUUGAG
This is a messenger RNA of Ilex paraguariensis (yerba mate), 1087 nucleotides long. NCBI's taxonomy places the organism in Eukaryota, Viridiplantae, Streptophyta, Magnoliopsida, Aquifoliales, Aquifoliaceae. The record is from the annotation of a GenBank genome assembly.